Messenger RNA from Arabis nemorensis, 432 nucleotides. The record is from the annotation of a GenBank genome assembly. NCBI's taxonomy places the organism in Eukaryota, Viridiplantae, Streptophyta, Magnoliopsida, Brassicales, Brassicaceae.
AUGUCCACUUAUGGAUGCAUUGGAAACUUGUUAGGAUGCUUCAAGGACUUGAGUGCUACACAAGUUUCAACAUUCAAAUCCAUACUCCCCCAUUACUAUAGAUGUAAGAAGCAGUUGCUUAAUAUCAUCACUGAGCAACCUCGGAAGUUGAAGUUUGCCGAUAGUGGGGAACCUGUGGUUUUGAUUGAUCCGAAAUCUCAUGGAAACGAUCAAUCAACAGAAGAUAAAGGGUUCGUUAAGAGAGACACAAAGUUCACAGUAACAGAUGAUCUGAUCAUUACACCAAUGAACUCUAGCUCAGCCUUUUGCUUACUAAAGAAGUUGCAGAAUCAAGCAGAUGAUCUAGAGGCUACUAGUUUGUUGAGAGCUUCCCUGGUGACAUCAUCUGCAUUGAACACUGCUUUGUGGAACUUGAUCGCGAAGAAGCCAUAG